Molecule: messenger RNA, 258 nt
Organism: Gongylonema pulchrum
Lineage: Eukaryota; Metazoa; Nematoda; Chromadorea; Rhabditida; Gongylonematidae
Source: the annotation of a GenBank genome assembly
CCGGAAGUGAUGAAGGGGGAAGCCAAAGAAAAUGGUAUGCUGCAAUCAUCCCUGGACCAGUACUUCAAGCCGAUCAACUACCACGGAUCGGAAGAAGUAUACAGAAAAAAAGCUGCUGAAUCGGAUGAUCUCUCGGGGAGAACAGAUGAGUCGGGUGGAAUUUCCGAAAAAGCCGAUGCAUCCGAUGAAUUCUCGGAUGAAGAGGUUUCUUAUCGUUCACUUUCUUCAACGCACAUAUGGGCAACCGACGGGCGAUAA